AUGACCUUAGCACAUGAGGUUUCGGCCUCAGGAGGGUUAAGGGUCCUGGAAGAAGAGUCAGAAGGUCUCGUUCGAUCUCCUACAGCUGAAGAAAAGAGUCAAACUCACACUAGUCAAAUCUCAGACGACUCACAUGAUUCAACAAUCACCAAGAACAAUACAGACAACUCAGAUAUCCAUGGAAGACUCGCUUCAGCACUCAGGGCAGCAGAAGAUCCAUGCAAGAACGAGUCUCCAGUUCAAUCAGACAGCUCAGCAGUCUUACUCGCCACAGCCAAUGCAGUAUUACUCUCAGACUACUCUCAGCUUCCAGUAAGACUCCUGAUAGACUCAGGGUCUGAGCUGACGUUCAUCUCAUCAAGUGUGGUAAAGACUUGUAAUCUCCAACGUCGUCCAUCAGUAAUAUCAGUGCUGGGAAUUGGUAACGAACCAGCUGUACAAACUCGAGGAGUGGCAACAGUGACACUUAGAUCAACUCACACACAGGAGCAAGUUACAAUCAAUGCUCAUAUUCUCAAAUGUGUCACUGGUACUUUACCAACUAGACAACUCACAGAACUCAACUGGUCAGCUCUCAACUCUCUGCAACUUGCUGACCCAGACUACUCAACUCCAAGACCCAUUGACAUUUUAAUAGGAGCAGAUUGUUAUGGACUAAUUGUGAAGGCAGGCAUAAAACAAUUUCCUCAGUCAUCGCUAAUAGCCCAAGAUUCAAUUUUUGGAUGGAUGCUCAUUGGAAGUCCACACCCGACAAGAUGCUCAAAAGAAGUUCCAGAGACCUUAGCCAGCCAACUCAGCCCAGAUGAUCAAUCUUGUGAAGACCAUUAUGUUACGACUCAUUCAAGAGAUCACGAUGGGAGAUAUAUUGUGAGAAUACCACUCAAAGCAUCACCAUCUCUUCUAGGCAACUCAUCAGCGAGAGCUCAUCAGUGUUUACUACACAUGAUCAGACGACUCACCAAGAAUGACUCAUAUGCACAACUCUAUCACAACUUUAUGCAAGAAUACGAGUCACUGAACCACAUGACACGAGCCAAGGCAAGUCCAGUCAACUCUCCAGUGUAUUAUUUGCCUCAUCAUGGUGUCUUAAGAGAAGACAGUGUUACUACAAGGCUUAGGGUAGUAUUUAAUGGCUCUAGUCCAUCUUCUAGUGGCCUAUCAGUGAACGAUAUUCAACAUACUGGUGCCAAAGUCCAGAAAGACAUUGCAGACGUACUCAUUUGGAUCAGGCAGCAUAAAUUUGUGUUUACAUCAGACAUCACAAAGAUGUACAGGCAAAUCAAAGUCCACCAAGAUGAUUGGGAUCUCCAGAGAAUCCUGUGGGUAGACGAGCACUCCAAGAUAAUCCCAUAUCAACUCACAACGGUCACGUAUGGUACCAGGUCAGCCCCAUUUCUGGCUGUUCGUACAAUGAUCCAGCUAGUAAAGGAUGAAGGUCAUAAGUUCCCUCUAGCUGUUGAUCCACUACUAAAAGGAAGAUAUGUGGACGAUAUUUUUGGAGGUGCUGACACCGUGAGUCAACUGAUAGACAUCUCAACCCAAGUCAGACAACUCUGCAUGGCAGGUGGCUUCCCGUUAGCGAAAUGGCACAGCAACUCACUUCAAUUCCUUCAAUCACUUACAGACAACUCAUCAGAAGAGCAGAUCCACUCAUUUGAGAGCAGCAAAACGAAAUUACUUGGGCUCUCGUGGAUUCCAGCGAACGACUCAUUUAAGUUCAACUCAAAACCUCCUCGUGAGAAGUCCAAGCUCACAAAGAGAAUAAUUUUAUCAGAAACAGCACAACUCUACGAUCCACUUGGAUUUCUAGCACCUUUCAUUGUCAGAGCAAAGAUGUUGCUACAAGAAAUCUGGCUAGAUAAACUCUCAUGGGAUGACCAAGCCCCAGAUCACAUCAGCACCAAGUGGAACAACUUCAGAUCAGAACUCUCACAAGUUUCAGACCUCUCAAUUCCACGAUGGUUACGGAUUACUCAGAAAUCGACCGUGGAACUUCAUGGUUUUUCAGACGCCUCACAAGCAGCUAUGGCAGCUGUUGUAUACAUACGGACUACUCAUCCAGAUCAUGGAACUUGUUCAACUAUAGUCUGCUCAAAGUCUAAGGUUGCUCCAUUGAAGAAGAUGUCUAUUCCUAGACUAGAACUCACCGCAGCAUUGCUGCUUGCCAGACUAAUCACUUAUGUAAGGAACAACUUAGACAUUCAGCCAACUCAACUCGUAUGUUGGACAGACUCCUCAGUGACUUUGACCUGGAUUCAGUCUCACUCAUCCCGUUGGAAGGAGUUUGUAAGAAACAGAGUGUCAGCAAUUCAAGAUCUCACUCCAAUCAGCGUUUGGAGGUUUGUACCUGGCAAACAAAAUCCAGCGGAUUGUGCUUCUCGAGGUAUCAGCAUAUCCCAGCUUCGGAAGCACUCCCUGUGGUGGACAGGACCACAGUGGUUAACAGCAGACGAAUCAUUAUGGCCAACUCAAUCAUCAGUGUACGAUUCAAAAGCUCAGCAGGAAGAGCGGCCCGGGCUCACCUUACUUACUCAGACAAUUCAACAUGAUUAUCAUUGGGAUAUGAUAUACAGACAUUCUCGGCUAAUCAAAUUGCUCAGAGUGACUGCAAUUUGCUUCAGAUUCAGCCAACUCCUCAGACGAGUACCGCAGUCAUCUCUCACCUUCCCUCUCACGCCACAAGAAUUAGAGAGAGCAAGGAUUUUUUGGAUAAAGGCAACUCAAGAAUCGUACUUCUCACAGGAAAUCAAGCAGAUCAACUCAAAUUCACUGCCCGGCUCACACCCCCUCGCACGAUUGACAGCAUUUAUUGACACUUAA
This is a messenger RNA of Chelonus insularis, 2820 nucleotides long. RefSeq lists its product as uncharacterized. Gene Ontology annotation, molecular function: aspartic-type endopeptidase activity. Lineage: Eukaryota; Metazoa; Arthropoda; Insecta; Hymenoptera; Braconidae. Bases 1 to 2820 code for a protein of 939 amino acids. The transcript has 2 exons. The record is from RefSeq and is a predicted model, not a curated record. Gene Ontology annotation, biological process: proteolysis.